GAGGCGUCCUCUACAGAAUGCUAUCCUUCCCAGAAGGCUGUUAUCAUCCUCUACUCGAAGAGAUGCCACCUGGGGAUUUAUUGGGCUCGGGCAAAUGGGUUACAAUAUGGCAAAGAAUAUACGCUCCAAAAUCCCCGCCAGUGACACGCUCAUGAUUCGAGAUGUCAUUCAAGAUACUACCGCGAGAUUUGUGGAGGAAGCUCGACAGGCAGCUGCAGGGGGCACUGCUGGCACUGGCACGUCAAACAUCAUUGUGGCUGACAGUGUGAGAGACAUUGCGGAACAAGCUACAGUUUUAAUAACCAGCCUGCCGGAGCCGCAACAUGUCAAGGAUGUCUUCUAUUCGAUACUCCGGCAUGGCGACCUUCCGGCUCUGGAACAAGAGCGCCUGUUCAUCGACACGUCGACAAUCGACCCUACAUCAUCUAAGGAGAUCGCGAACGCCAUCCACUCAACCCGUCAAGGUCGCUUCGUGGACGCACCUGUGUCAGGGGGUGUCGUUGGCGCCCGUAACGGGACCCUAUGCUUCAUGUUCGGUGCCACCUCCCAGUCCGGUCAAUUUAUAGAUCGUGUGAGGUCUGUUUUGUCUCUGAUGGGCAAGAAUGCGUGGCAUAUGGGUGCCCCUGGAGCGGGCGUCUCGGGGAAACUUGUCAACAACUAUAUACUAGCAAUCAAUAACAUUGCCACCGCUGAAGCGAUGAAUCUGGGGAUGCGCUGGGGUCUGGAUCCCAAGACUCUGGCCGAUAUGGUUAAUACGUCCACUGGCCGAUGCUGGCCGAUGGAAGUCAAUAACCCUGUGCCUGGAGUCGUGGACACGGCGCCUGCGUCUCGCGACUAUGCAGGUGGGUUUGGCGUCCGUCUGAUGAAGAAGGACUUGCGGUUGGCUAUCACAGCUGCAGAGGAAUCGGGCUCGCCUCUGCCACUGGCUGACGUGGCUCGCACCGUUUACAAUGCUGUGGAAGAAGAACACCGGGGGAAGGACUUUUCUGUGGUCUAUAAGUGGCUUCGGGAUAAGUCGCAAUAA
Messenger RNA from Aspergillus homomorphus CBS 101889, 1024 nucleotides. Its product is annotated as 3-hydroxyisobutyrate dehydrogenase. Lineage: Eukaryota; Fungi; Ascomycota; Eurotiomycetes; Eurotiales; Aspergillaceae. Gene Ontology annotation, biological process: L-valine catabolic process. Gene Ontology annotation, cellular component: mitochondrion. The transcript has 3 exons. Gene Ontology annotation, molecular function: NAD binding; NADP binding; 3-hydroxyisobutyrate dehydrogenase activity. The record is from RefSeq and is a predicted model, not a curated record. The coding region runs from base 95 to 1024 and encodes 309 amino acids.